UGUUUACAUUACUAGCUAGAGAAACAUACACCACCUGAGACAUAUAUAACCUUGGGAAGAAAAACUCGUUCCUGAAACAUACAUCAUCAUAAUAGGAAUAGAAAUGGGUUUCCCCAGAAUAAAUAGUAGUAAGAUAACAACAUUAUUAACGGUUCACAUGAUGUUACUAUUGAGCGCGUGCAACAGAACGAAAGGUGUCGUGAAGCUGCCAGGAAAUGUUUCAGUUCCAGCAGUGAUAGCAUUCGGAGACUCAAUCAUGGACACUGGAAACAACAACGACUUAAAAACACUGGUAAAGUGCAACUUCCCUCCUUAUGGCAAAGAUUUUCAGGGUGGUAUCCCAACCGGUCGCUUUUGCAAUGGAAAGGUUCCAUCUGACCUAGUAGUGGAAGAAUUAGGAGUGAAGAAAUAUUUGCCAGCUUAUAGGGAUCCGAAUCUGAAACCGAGUGAUCUCCUGAGCGGUGUGUGUUUUGCCUCCGGUGCCUCAGGAUAUGAUCCUUUGACAUCCAAAAUAGCGUCAGUAAUUUCAAUGUCGGAUCAACUAGACAUGUUCAGGGAAUACAUAGGGAAAGUGAAAGGCAUUGUUGGAGAGGAGAGAGCAAAGUUCAUCAUAAGCAACAGCCUCUACGUUGUGGUGGCUGGCAGUGAUGACAUUGCAAACACAUACUUUGUUGCUCACGCCAGACAACUACAGUACGAUAUUCCUGCUUACACUGACCUUAUGUUGAACUCCGCCUCAAAUUUCGUUAAGGAACUAUACAAAGUCGGGGCCCGAAGAAUAGCAGUGCUGAGUGCCCCACCAAUUGGAUGCGUUCCGUCACAGAGAACACUGGCUGGAGGGAUAGUAAGAGAGUGCGCAGAAAAGUACAACGACGCAGCCAAGUUGUUCAAUUCCAAAUUAUCCAAGGAGCUCGAUUCCCUUAAUCGCAAUUCCCCCAAUAGCCGCAUUGUCUACAUUGAUGUUUACAACCCUCUGCUUGAUAUCAUUCUCAACUACCAAAAUUACGGCUAUAAAGUUGUGGACAGAGGUUGCUGUGGGACAGGGAAUCUAGAGGUUGCAGUACUGUGCAACCCUCUGGAUGCAACUUGCCCUAAUCCUCAAGAAUAUGUUUUCUGGGAUAGUUAUCAUCCCACAGAAGGAGUAUACAGAAUACUAAUAACUCAAGUCCUUCACAAGUAUCUCAAUCAAUUGUUUGGAUGACCCUCCAUUACAUUACAUUUUCUUUAUUUCCUCAUCAUGCCAACUUAUAUCAUUUUUAUCAUCUAAUUAAUUAAACAAGAACAAUAUAAUGUCAUUGUUACAUCUUCACCUGUUGUAGGCAUAAUAAAUUGAUGAUUCAUUGAUUGUUGACUCAUUUAA
Arachis duranensis is the source of this 1360-nucleotide messenger RNA. RefSeq names its product GDSL esterase/lipase EXL3. Lineage: Eukaryota; Viridiplantae; Streptophyta; Magnoliopsida; Fabales; Fabaceae. Gene Ontology annotation, biological process: lipid metabolic process. Gene Ontology annotation, molecular function: lipase activity. The record is from RefSeq and is a predicted model, not a curated record. Gene Ontology annotation, cellular component: extracellular region. The transcript has 5 exons. The coding region runs from base 104 to 1201 and encodes 365 amino acids.